GUAGAGUACACCCAGGCUCUCUAUGAGACAGCCUGAGAGUGGGAGAGAUCAAGAAAAAAAAAAAAAAAUAGGACAGCGCCGCAAAACAAACGAAGAGACAAAGGCAAAGCCUGGGACUCAACAAAAGAGAUGGAUAUGUUCAGUUUCUAAAAAUUAAUGAAGCACCGGAAGAGCAAAAAGGGUGGAUAACUCAUCUCAUAAACAACAGUUUCUCUUGAUGCCACGUGGAUGUAAGACAAUGUGGAAACAAAGGAGUGAAAGCGUGCACCGAUAAGUUGUAUUGCUUCGCAACUGAGGAAAAUAAUUUUAGGGGGUUUUGUUUAUUUAUUUCAGAACUGAAAAGAGAGUGCUGAUUUCUUCAGAAAUUACAUGUUACAGCUUGUAAGUAAUGACUCAAAAAUUAUUUUUAUUAAGCAAACAGAUUGCAUCUCUGAGCUGCCAUCAGUGCAACACUCAGCACACACUUAUUUUAACCGAGCUGGACAGAAUGCUGACGUCCUUGAAGAUCUUAUCCAAGUCUGCAGCAGCCAACCAAAUCGUCUUUUAAGGCCAUAAUUCAAAAGCGACGACUAGAAGACAACACAAACUUUUAAGAUUAAUGAGUACAGAAUUGGUUAUAUCGGUUUGGGGCAUGGGGCAGAAGUUGCAACAGUCCAUUGGCUCCUGAACUUGUAAAUGUCCCUGCGAUGGUGAUGAGAGCUAUGACACUGGGAUGUCUGGAGUAAACUCUGAUAUUUGAGUGUGCUUCAGAUCCCAUUUUGCAAAUCCUGCCCAAACCACUGUGUUCUUAAUGUGUGGGCAUCUACCCCUGUAGCACUCUGGCUGCUCAACCAAACUCCAGCAGCAUCCUGACGCCACAAUGUUGUGUGCUCAGGGUGUGGCCGCCAAUCUGAUGCUUAGCUCGCUCCUGUUGCACUUGGCCAGAGCUAGCCUACCUGUCGGCUGCCUUAAAGUAUCAGACAUCCUAAGCUGCAGCAAUCUAGAACUGAAGUGGAUACCAAAAGACUUGCCGGUAACGGCCGCCACCUUGGAUUUCAACCAUAACCAUCUGACCAAGCUAGAGGAAGGUAGCUUCGCUGGACUUCCCCAUCUCGUAACCUUGCGGCUGGCGCACAACCACCUGAGCAACCUCUUCCCUGGAACCUUUCAAAACAUGAGCGGUCUGCGCCACCUUGACCUUUCCUCAAAUCAGCUGAGCAAAGUGGAUAAUCAUUACUUUCAAGAGCUUGUGGGAAUAGAGGAAUUGCUUCUCUUCAAUAAUCAUAUUGUUAGAGUGGAAAGCAAAGCAUUGAUCAGCCUGAGCAACCUGCACAAGGUCUACCUCAGCCAUAAUCGUCUGACCGACUUUCCAUUCUUUUCCAUUCAGGAGCACAGCCAUCCUUUUCUUGUUACAGUGGACCUAAGUUCCAAUCGUAUGCCCAAGCUACCUGUUGAGGACAUUUCAGCUCUGCCAGCUUCAGUUCAAGGUGGUUUGUUCUUGCACAACAACAGUCUGAUCUGCGAGUGUGCAAUGUAUAGCAUGUUUAAGCAAUGGGAGCAAAAAAACUUUACCUCAGUUAAGGAUUACCAAGUGGAGCAUACAUGCUUAGUAUAUGGGGAACCUCGUGCCUUGGUGCAGUUUCUUGAACACACUCGCUUCUUUGAAAACUGCACUGUUAAGGAACAGAACCAGUUAGCAGAAACGGAGAGCAAUUUGAAAGUAGAGGCCGGAAAAUCAGUGUUGCUGGAUUGUAAGACUUCACUGACGGGGCAGCAUCUCACCUUCCACUGGGUAUCCCCUCAUAAGAAAUACAUUGCCCCACCGGAUGACAAUGAUGGGAUGCGAAUGUAUGCAAAUGGCAGUCUGGAAAUUACUGCAGCACGAGUGGAGGACUCCGGUGUGUACUGGUGCAUGGCAUUGGACCGCCAACAUUUACGGAACGAGACAUGGGAGGUAAACAUCACAGUGAGGAUGAGUUCCCAUGAGCCAGAGCCAUUCAACACCGGCUUUACUACUCUGUUGGGAUGUGUGGUUAGUCUGGUUCUGGUUCUUAUUUACCUUUAUCUGACACCCUGCCGUUGCUGGUGCCGCAAGCAGCCACUACCUGCAACACCCAGUCCUGCAAAUGAAUGCAGUGCCCAAUCUUCGAUUUUGACGCCUACACCACCAGCCACCACGGAGGGUCCCGGCCGCAAGGUCAGUAACAACAAGCAUGUGGUCUUUCUGGAGCCCAUCAAGGAGAUACAAAAUGGGAGGCCCAAAGAGGCACUGAUCUCCGAGAAUCCGAAAGUGCAAGUACUACGAAACAAUCCUGACUCUUUCAACUCUGUCUUUUCAGACACCACUAUAGUGGCAUAGCAUGAGGUUGCCCUCAUCCCCAAUCCUUCAUUCCACUAAAAUAGUGGGUCUUUCAAUGUGGCAGUCUGCAACUUCUGCUGCCUCUCAGGACAGAGCAGGGAGUGGGCUUGACAAGCCAAACAGCAAGACAGGGAACAUAGCAAAACCAGGAAAGCAAAGAGUUGAAAGUAAAAAUGGCAUAGGACAGGUAAGAAAACAGAUGUAGCCAAACACUGCCCUGAAUAUUUAGAUGGAAAUGUGCUACAGGGAAAGGUAUGCAUGAUGCUUUGGAUGCCCUUUAACCCUGCUUGACCGCCUUGAAAGAAUGACAGCUGUACAGUAGAUGCCUUGUUAGGAGCUUCUAUGCCUCUGCUUUGUACUGUAACCCAUUACUCUACAGAAAUAGCACAAGUAUUAUAGAGGAUGGAAUGUGGUAGUCAUUAAUUUUUUAACAAGAAGUCUAAAAUGUUAAAAACUAAUUUGAUCUAUAUCUCAUUUUCUACUUCUACCUUAUAGGCAUUAGGCAUUUCGUGCGAGUGUGAAAAAGGCUGAAGGGAAUCAUUUACAUAUUGUAAAUGUUUUGGGUCGAUCUGUUUCCACCACCCUUCCACAUCCCCCACUUCCCCCACCCUUAAACAAAUGCCUUCUUUAUCUUAAUAAACCAUUGUGCUUCGACUCCAGAGGUAAAUGCCUUCCUUCAUUAUUGAUAAAGAUUAGGAUUAUGGAUAAACUGAAUAUUUACAUGUCGGCUGUUUCACUGUUUUUUCUAAUGACUGCAACACCACUGUACGCAAGCAUAUGAAUGC
Clarias gariepinus (North African catfish) is the source of this 3123-nucleotide messenger RNA. RefSeq names its product adhesion molecule with Ig-like domain 3 (gene amigo3). The transcript has 2 exons. The record is from RefSeq and is a predicted model, not a curated record. Gene Ontology annotation, biological process: brain development. Gene Ontology annotation, molecular function: protein binding. Lineage: Eukaryota; Metazoa; Chordata; Actinopteri; Siluriformes; Clariidae. Bases 860 to 2338 code for a protein of 492 amino acids.